Molecule: messenger RNA, 2823 nt
Organism: Haemorhous mexicanus (house finch)
Lineage: Eukaryota; Metazoa; Chordata; Aves; Passeriformes; Fringillidae
Gene: NEURL4
Product: neuralized E3 ubiquitin protein ligase 4
Source: RefSeq, a predicted model, not a curated record
CGACAUCAGCCCCUGGAUGAGUUCAGCACCAGCGUGGUGCUCACCAACCGGCCCCUCCGCGACGGGGAGAUGUUCGAGAUCCGCAUCGACAAACUGGUGGACAAAUGGUCGGGGUCCAUCGAGAUCGGGGUCACGGCCCACAACCCCAACAGCCUCGAGUACCCGGCCACCAUGACCAACCUGCGCUCAGGGACGAUCAUGAUGAGCGGCUGCGGGAUCCUGACCAACGGCAAAGGGACGCGCCGGGAGUACUGCGAGUUCAGCCUGGACGAGCUGCAGGAGGGCGACCACAUCGGGCUGACCCGAAAGGCCAACAACGCCCUGCACUUCUACAUCAACGGCGUGGACCAAGGCGUGGCCACCUCGCUGACGCCGCAGGUGGUCUAUGGCGUGGUGGACCUGUACGGCAUGGCCGUCAAGGUGACCAUCGUGCACAACCACAACCACAGCGACCGCCUGCGCCGCAACAACGCCAUCCUGCGCGCCCUGUCCCCCGAGGGCACCGCGGGGACACCGCGCCGGGCCACCGCCGCCACCGCCACCGCCGCCACCGCGGCCACCGCGGGCCCCCCCAGGCUGCUCUUCCACCCCAACUGCGGCCAGAAGGCGGCCGUGGUCAACGAGGGCCGGACGGCGCUGCGGCCACAUGCCACCGAUGACUUCAACCACGGCGUGGUGCUGAGCGCGCGGCCCCUCGGGGACAACGAGCUGUUCCAGGUGCGCCUGGACAAGAUGGUGGACAAGUGGGCGGGGUCCAUCGAGAUCGGCGUCACCACCCACAACCCCGCCUACCUGCAGCUGCCGUCCACCAUGACCAACCUGCGCUCAGGCACGUGGAUGAUGACCGGCAACGGCGUCAUGCACAACGGCACCACCGUGCUGGACGAGUACGGCCACAACCUGGACCGCCUCAAGGCGGGGGACACGGUGGGCGUGGUGCGCAGGGACGAUGGCACGCUGCACUUCUUCGUCAACGGCGUGGCGCAGGGCCCCGCCGCCUGGAACGUGCCGGCCAACGUCUACGCCGUGGUGGACCUGUACGGGCAGGCGGCACAGGCCACCAUCGUGGACGAGGGAGAGGUGUCAUCGCUGGUCGGGGACGGCUCGGAGGGUGACAGCGGCGGUGGCAGCCCCGAGGGCGCGUCCCCGGGCGCGUCCCCGAGCGACCUGCGCUUCCACCGGCUGCACGGCGCCAACGCCGUCAUCACCAACGGCGGGCGCACGGCGCUGCGCCAGAACUGCCGCUCCGAGUUCAACGACGCCAUCGUCAUCUCCAACCGGGCCCUGCGGGACGGGGAGCUGUUCGAGAUCGUCAUCCAGAAGAUGGUGGAUCGAUGGUCGGGGUCCAUCGAGGCCGGUGUCACCGCCAUCCGCCCCGAGGACCUCGAGUUCCCCAACACCAUGACGGACAUCGACUACGACACCUGGAUGCUCAGUGGCACUGCCAUCAUGCAGGACGGGAACACCAUGCGGAACAACUACGGCUGUGACCUGGACGCGCUGGGCACGGGGGCGCGGAUCGGCAUGAUGCGCACGGGGGGAGGGGACCUGCGCUACUUCAUCGAUGGCACCGACCAGGGCGUGGCCUGCUCGGGGCUGCCACCAGAGGUGUACGCCGUGGUGGAUCUCUACGGGCAGUGUGUCCAGGUGUCGCUGACCGGCGCCUCCGGCCCCGCCGACAACAGCCAGAGCCCGGGGGCGGGGCCGGACAAAGCCCCGCCCCCUUCGCCAGCGCCGGGGCCGUGCCAGCGCUUCCACGGGCGCUGCGGGCAGAACGUGGCGCUGGCGGCCGAGGGCCUGGGCGCGGCGCGCGUCUCCGGCUACUGCCACGGGCUCGUCUUCAGCCGCUCCCACCUGCGCCCCGGAGAGCUCUUCGAGGUGCGCAUCGAGGCCCUGGACGAGCGGUGGGCGGGGUCUCUGCGGGUGGGGCUGACGGCCCUGCCCCCCCCCGGCCCCCCCGCCCUGCCCCCCUCCCUGCUGGACCUGCCGGCCCCGCCCACCUGGGCCGUCACCGGGGCCGAGGUGCGGCACAACGGCGCCCAGGUGCGCCACAACUACGGCGUCAGCCUGGACAGACUGACGGUGGGGAACCGGCUGGGCGUGCGCCGCGGGCCGGACGAUUCUCUGCACCUGGUGGUGGACGGGCAGGACAUGGGACCCGCGGCCACGGGCGUGGCCAAGAACGCCUUCGUGGCCCUGGACCUGUACGGGCGCGUCACGGCCGUGUCCAUCGUCAGCGCGGGGGGCGGGGCCAGCGCGGGGGGCGGGGACGGCCCCUCCCCCAGCCCCAGCCCCUCCCCCAGCGGCCCCCCCACGUUCCUGUGCCACGGCAAGAACAUCCUGCUGUCCAACGGCGCGGCGCGCACGGCCACGCGCGUCAGCAGCUACAACCAGGGCCUGGUGCUGGUGGGGCAGCCCCUCCCCCCCGGCCGCCUCUUCCAGGUGCAGAUCGACGCCCUGAACCCGCAGUGGAGCUCCUCGCUGGCCCUGGGGGUCACCGGGGCCCCCCCCGGGCGCUCCCCCCCUGCCCGCCUGCGCCCACGGCCUCAAACGGCCGGCCUGGAUCCUGCAGAGGAGGGCCCGUGUUCCACAACGCCAGGAAGAUCCGGGAUCUGCCCGGGCCCUCCCUGGAGCUGCUCCCCCAUCCGGGAUCUGCCCGGGCCCUCCCUGGAGCUGCUCCCCCCCGGGUCGGUUUUGGGGCUCCUGGUGGACGGGGGGGGGCGGCUCCACCUCUUCAUCAACGGCCGCGACCAGGGCGCCGUGGCCGGGGGGGUGCCCAGCCCCUGCUACGUCCUGCUGGACCUCUACGGGCAGUGCCAGCAG